Messenger RNA from Tremella mesenterica DSM 1558, 852 nucleotides. RefSeq lists its product as uncharacterized. The coding region runs from base 1 to 852 and encodes 283 amino acids. The record is from RefSeq and is a predicted model, not a curated record. Gene Ontology annotation, molecular function: oxidoreductase activity. NCBI's taxonomy places the organism in Eukaryota, Fungi, Basidiomycota, Tremellomycetes, Tremellales, Tremellaceae. The transcript is spliced from 6 exons.
AUGUCAUUAACGAUCGAAUCUGCUGUGAGACUCUCAAGUGGGGCUUUCAUGCCUAGAUUAGGAUUUGGAGUUUUUAAAGCUACUGGUAAAGAAUGUGAAGAAUCUGUUAAAGUUGCCGCUGAAGUAGGAUAUAGACAUUUCGAUUCCCCCGUGUUAAAUAAAAAUGAACAAGAAAUGGCACAAGGUUUAGCAUCUACCCGUAUACCUAGAAACAAACUUUUCCUAACUACCAAAUUUUAUCCUUCCGGUCCUCCUCAACCAGCCAAAGAAGUGACGGAUGGUUUACGUACAAGUCUCAAGAAACUUGAUCAAUUCGGUGGGAAAGGUUAUAUAGAUUUAGUUUUGAUUCAUGCUCCUUAUGGUGGUUCUGAAGGUAGAGCUCGACAUUGGGAAGGAUUGGUUAAUGCUCAAAAAGAAGGAUGGGUAAAGGAUAUUGGGGUUUCGAAUUUCGGUGUAAAACAUUUGAAAGAAUUACCAGGUCCUACACCUGCAAUCAACCAAAUCGAACUUCAUCCAUGGUGUCAACAACGUGAUAUCGUUUCUUACUGUCAACAAAACGGUGUCAUAGUCCAAGCUUAUUGUCCUCUGGUCCGAGCGGACAAGAAACGUUUAGAAGAUCCAGUAGUUACCAAGAUCGCAGAAAAGCAUGGGAAACAAGGGUCGCAUGUGAUUUUGAGGUGGAGUUUACAAAAAGGUUUCGUACCUCUUCCUAAAAGUGUCACACCGUCAAGGAUCAAGUCCAACGCUGAUUUAUACGACUUUGUUUUAGAUGAAGAGGAUAUGAAAGAACUUGAUAGUCUAGAUGAAGGUGCUGCAGGAGCUUGCAGUUGGAACCCUGUCAACGAAGAGUGA